AUGUCACAACCGGGAUCCGACGAGGAAGAGAAGAGAAAGCGGGACAAAGUGGGAGAGUUCCUAAAGAAGAAUUACAACAAGGGUGAACUCGCCUUGAAGCAUGCCGUCGGUUUGGGUCAGACCCCCAAUGUCGUCCCCGUCACACAGCCCGUCAUCAAUGGCCCCUCACGCGUCGUCGAGGUCGGCUGGCACCCCGUCGGAGGCCUCGCCGGCAAGUGGUUCGCCGAGGAGACAGGCCUGGGAAAGAUGAUCACCGAAAAGAUCAACAAGUAUCCCGAUCCCACUCAGCAUUGGGCCGUCCUGAUCGGCGACUACGCCCACCAGCUGUGGAUGGAUGAGAGUUUUCACGUUAUCUACACCAAUGAGCGAUACAAGCGCGAAGAAUGGCGCACCUUCACCGUUGGCGAAACAACCUUCAACGACGAUGCCAUUCGUCGCGCGGGCGAGUACGUCAUCCAAAGCAUCAGGUCACGGCAGCCAGCCUACAACCUCAUCACCAACAACUGCCAAACCUUUGUCCUGGAACUCCUCGACGCCGUCAAAGUCGACGGCCACAAGGACUUUGGCACCACGCUCGCCGUGUACGAGAGACUCUUCAGCUCCGGCAAGGUCAUCGACCUCUUCUCGGACGAGCAGAAGCAAGACCAGCAGAAUCAGCUACCGAUGCUCGAGGCUCCGCCGCAAAGCUAUGCUCUGCCACCGUCGCCGGCAUCUCCGCCCCCCGGUGGACCGCCAAUGUCGUAUACGUUCCCGCCACCACCUGGACAGAACCCAUAUCCGCCGCAGCACCAGUACGGACUUCCUCCGCUACCGCCGCCGCCGGGUCCUCCGGGCCCUCCGGGCCCUCCACCACCACCACCUCGUCCACCGGCGGGCCCACCGCCUGGUCCUCAUCCUGGAACCGUUUCGCAUGCGCAAAAGGUCAUGAACGACAACACUACGCAGCUCGAUACCCAGGAAGAGGCCAGCAAAUCGAGGGGUCUCAAGAAGGAAAAGGAAAAGGACAAAGAGCCCAAGAAGAGUUUCUUCUCUCGGUUUUCCCGGAAAUCAGCAGAGUAG
This is a messenger RNA of Colletotrichum phormii, 1059 nucleotides long. RefSeq lists its product as uncharacterized. The coding region runs from base 1 to 1059 and encodes 352 amino acids. Gene Ontology annotation, biological process: actin filament polymerization. The record is from RefSeq and is a predicted model, not a curated record. Lineage: Eukaryota; Fungi; Ascomycota; Sordariomycetes; Glomerellales; Glomerellaceae. Gene Ontology annotation, cellular component: actin filament. The transcript has 3 exons.